CCAUUAGUCUAUUUCCCUGACCUGAGUCUGUCGCAACCGAUAAUUCGAUAGUUUUGGUGAUUUUUAUUCAGACAUGCUGACGAAAACUUCCAGGCCAUACAUAAGAUUGUAUUUUUAAUUUUUUUCCAUCUGCAAAACAGAACUUCAUGCUGUAAUGCAAUUGUGAAGUUAAACUACCGAAAUAACAAUAAAUACAAAUCUUGACAGUUUUCCAACGUGUUGUUGGCAGGGAUGACCAUUAUCAAAAGACAUAAGCAGUGGACCCUAUUUCAUUGUUAGAUUGUUCACUCAAAAAAAAACCUGGUAAAACAAAAAAAAAAUUGUUCACUCAAAAGGAUAAAAAUGAUAACCAAUGUAUUGAAUGGCGUUUUAAAUGGUAAAUUGACGACGGAAGUAAUUCUCAAGUGGCUGACGACUGAUAAACCAUACGACAUUGUUCUCCCGGAUUUGGAGCAAACAGAGUCUUCGAGAGCCGAAUUUGUACAGUUUUUCUUGAAUUACUUGAGAAAACAGUGCACAGGUGUCAUCCAAAAUGGUCCAUCAGAAGGAGAAGCCUCCCUUACCCCUAAAAAAGUCGUCUCCGAAAAAAUCUCUGAUACCAGUACACCAGUAUCGUCGAGUCUACCUGAUCAAUUGAACCUGACUUGUCACACGAGCACUCCAUUGAAGAACCCUGGACAUAAUUCCCCUUGUUACCUAAAUUUGACAAGCAGCAGUUUCAAUCAAUCCUCAACCUCUUCAAGGCUCGAAAGCAGCCCUAUUAACACUUCAAUGGAAUCUGAAAUUUUAAAUUCCUCUGUAGCAUCAAGCUUACUAAUUCCAGACUCUCCUAUAUAUGAUGGACCAAUUCGAAGACCUAAAACCCCCGCAAAAAAAUCCUAUAUGGAGGAAGAUUUUCCUGCGCUCGGACAAACCCAUAGAAGGAUCAGUAAAUGUAAUGUAAACAGUUCGUCAAAUGUAUAUAAUUCUUUGAAAUUUGAGCAGAAUUACACCAGACAAAGAAAGAACUCAACGCAACUAGGGGAUUUUCUAGUGACAUCCAAGAAAUCAUCCCGAAGAAAUAAUUCUACCACUCAAGCAGAGAAGAGUAUAGAUGAUGUAGGAGUAAAUAUUGAGAAAGAUCUGAGUAAUCAAAAGAAGACCGGUAAUGGUUCCAAAAGAAGGAUAAAACCAACGAAGUUAGAAGUUUCUGGGGGAGAAGGAACCGUUCAGAGUCAACUUUUUGGGGUUAUUUCACGUCCCGAGACGAAGAAUCCUCAAUUUUUGGAGGCUCAAACUACAGACCAAUCUGAGGACAUCAGGAAUUUUGAGUCGGAAAGAGCACUACUGAAAUUGGAAAGAGAAAGAAAAUCAACGUAUCAUUGUACGACUGAACUUUCGAAAUGGCAGGUGCACAAAGCCACGAAAUCAACGGAAGUCAGCACGUGCGCUUCUGUCGUUACUCCUAGAUUAUCUCUCGUUGAUAAUAUGGCCGUCCUGGAUAAAUUGGCUGAUCUUUAUGGGAAUUUGAUCAGGCGAAAUUUGGUCCCCAAUGUGAUGGCGGAACUUUAUUUUAUUAUGACUUUGAUUAUUUCUCAGUCGAAGGGAACUGAGCAUAUAUCCUUGAAUGUCCUGGGAGGAACUGCCGGGUGUAAAAGUGUUGAUGAAGGCGAUAUAGAGGUAGAGUUCAUAGAACGGGAGAAAACAUAUUUAAGUACACCCCAUAAUUGUGUUUAUUUUGCUACGAAUAUUUUAAUUCACCAAAAGGAUUUAUUGGUUGUAUUGGAUCGAACGACCAUCAAAUUACUAUAUGAGAAUCAUCAUAUUGAAACAUUCAAACCUGAACUGCGGCAUUACUUGGUAGAGUUGUACGACAAGAAGGUGCUGGAGUCCAACGAAUUUAAAGAGACUGAUAUAAGGACAUUCGGUACGAAUGUUUGCUUCCAAGUGGAUACAGACAAUCGCGAAAAUUUCCCUUCAACCAUCGCUUUCUCAAAGUUUCGAAAGCAGCGCGACCUGUUUUACCAGUCUUUAAAAAUCUGGGAGGACGGUCAUCAAGCUUCUAAUUGGUGCUUUUCCUCAGCUUUAACCCGCAAGAUAAACUCGUUGAUCUCUCUCCACGACGAGACCGUCAACUACUACCAUCUGGCCCGACUCUUUAAGUCUCAACUCCUUACUUCAUGCCUUCAACAUCCUUCGGAGGAUUCAUUCGAUGACCAAACUCUUCCAAUGCUAAAAUCUUGGAAAUCAGCAAACUUGGAGAAAUUCAAACAACUUCAGGGACGUCUCGUUACUCCUCUGUCUUCAGAUGGUAUAGUUCCCCGCCCUUCUUUCCCAGGUGUUCAAGAAUUUUACCGAGAUUUUCUCCUCACAUCUGCGAAUACAAAAUUCAAUUCAAUUCUGGAAAAUUGUUUCAUCCAGGAAAUAACAGAUUUAAACUCCACCGCCUUCAGCCUCAGUGAUAUGAAAGCAAGAGAAACCAAUCUAGUUGAGAGCAUGAAACAGAAAUAUUUCAUCUGCAUCUGUAGUCUUCAACUCUUAUCGAAAUUUUUAGGAUUCCUCGUUUCAAUUCCAUUUAAAUCUGAAGCUGCCACGUUAAUUGAACGGAACAUUCAGAUUUCUUUAAGGAGCCACUUCAACCCGUCCUUAAAUCUUCAAAAAACGCUGCUCAAUGCAUUAGUUCAUAAGAAAUUAACGUUGACAAUCCCCUGGAUGGUGGAAUAUUUGGCCGUUAUGGACCCAGUGGCAUUUAGACUUCCUUAUUACAUAAAAGUCUGCCAAGUUCUUUACUAUAUUUACAGGAAUUCGGAAGUGCUGACAAGUCCAAAAGGUUCACUGUUAAUUACUUUCAUCCUGGGACGGCUUUUUGAACUUCCAAAUUUUCCCAAAGAUCUGUACUUCACUUGUCAGUCUACUUUUAAUGAUCAAAGAAUUAGAGAUGAAAUAUCUUCACAUUUGAAUCAAUUCGAAUGGUUUGAAGACUCUCUUUCACCUGCCAGCCUUAAGAAAACAGAUGUUCUGCUCGAUGAAUUGGAGUUGAUUGAUGACAGAAUAAUCAUUACGUGCUGUUCUUUCUUAAAAGAAUUCAAGAUACUGUUAAUUUCAGAGACUGGUAACUUUGGUAAUAUCAACCGUCAUAUAACUCCAGUGUCCACUCAAUUAUCUCAACCAUCAACUGAACCUAAAGUUAAGGCAUUGCAACUUCAACAAGAAGAUGCUUUCUUCCAUGGUCAACCAGAUUCAGUGAAGAAGACUGUUGACUUUGUCGCUGAAAGGAUUGCCUCCAAUGCCGUUAAGCAUAUCUGCAGGGAAUUAAUUCCAUCGAUAAAGCGGAAACACUUUACUGUAUUAAGAAAAGCAGCAGUGGAAACGAUGAAGAGCACACCCGACUUUAACAAUCGUAAAGAAAAGCAGUUCCAUCACAAGUUCCUAAACUCGGAAAAUUCUCCUAAUUUAGUUGCAUUGAUCAUCAGAGACUUACGAGAUUAUGGAAAUGAGUCGAUUCCUAGGAUCUGCCAGACGAAAUGCACAAAGGCCCUGUUUUCAUUGUUGUCAGAAGACACUCACACAGCUGUCAUGAAAAUGUGUGUCAAAAUUUGCAUGAGGCUAUCGAUAGAAAAGAUCAAUCAGUGGUUAAAUUUUUAUAUUGGGGACGCAGUAAAUUUCAAGCAGACUCAUUCCGAAUAUUUAGUAUUUAAGCCAAAACAAGAAGCGAAGGAAGCGAACAUUUAUAUUCACGAUUCAUCAACACUCAGCCCCACUCAAAUAAUUGAUUUAAUAAGAGAUUCUAUGUGGGAAUUGAUGGAAAAAAAUGGUAAGUGGUCAGUACUGACUGAAGAGAAUGUGUUAAAAAUUUUAAAGCGAUUGAAAAAGGCUUUGUAUGGACGAAAAGACUUUCAGACGUUUGUUGAAAAAACAAUAUAUGUACUGAGUAUUGAUUAUGCCAUUCAUUUGAUUGUGUAUAAUCAGUAUCUGUUUACUAAUACAGUCCUUGAGGAAUUUUUCGAUUUGUGGAAAAAUUACGAGGUUGAAGAUGGAAGCAAUAAACUAUUUGAAGGGAUUAUGAGUUGUAGGAAUAUCCAGUGGCUACGGUAUACUUGUGAUUCAAAUUGUUGGAAGAAAUUCGGGAAUCUAAUUGACAGACUAUUGAGAGGAAAACUUUUGGAAAUUGGCAAUUUCAGUGAUCAGUGUGUGGCUAUUUUUAGAAGAGAUUUGCCGGAGGACGUAACGAAAUUCUUGCCUGGCUGUAUGAAUGAGGCAAUUAAGGGAUUCAAUGCAAAUGAUGAAGAGACAGAACGGAUCAAAAUGAUGAUGAGAUGGAUUUCUGCAGCUUGCAGCGAACUGGAUGAAAGUGAAAAUGAGAAUGAAGAUUAUGGGAGUGAGGCUCAGCAGUUUAGAUUCGAAAAUUUAACACUUUAGUAUCUAAAUACCAGGAAUCUAGCUUCUAAAUGAAAAAAGGAGUAGGCAAAUUUAUCUUGAGGAUUAAGACGCAGCUGUAUAAUUGGGCUACAGGAGGAAAAUACCACAAAUAUAUUUUUUUCUAAGAAUUCUGAAACCUGGACAUCAAUUUCUAAAAAAUAUGGCCAUAUUAGUGUAACUACUCAAAAAGCGAUAAAAUUAGGAGCCUCAAACUAUCGUUGGAGCUCGGUUAUAGUUAUCUCCAAUUGAUUGUAUUGGCGGUUGCGGAGUCUAAUUCGAUUGUAAUCAAGGGUUAACGUAUAUUAUUUGUUUGGGGUAUCCUUGAGGUGUAAAGAUCAUCAGCUAACUUUCAAUAUAGCACUGUUGCCGACCAAGUACCAGUUUGUUGUUUGUAAAAGUGGAAAAAUAAAUAAUAAAGACAGGAUAAGAACACAGGAUGAUAACCGA
Molecule: messenger RNA, 4845 nt
Organism: Fopius arisanus
Lineage: Eukaryota; Metazoa; Arthropoda; Insecta; Hymenoptera; Braconidae
Gene: dlt
Product: codanin-1 like protein dlt
Exons: 5
Coding region: 343-4398 (1351 amino acids)
Biological process (GO): chromatin organization
Cellular component (GO): nucleus
Source: RefSeq, a predicted model, not a curated record